Molecule: messenger RNA, 1366 nt
Organism: Penaeus vannamei (Pacific white shrimp)
Lineage: Eukaryota; Metazoa; Arthropoda; Malacostraca; Decapoda; Penaeidae
Source: RefSeq, a predicted model, not a curated record
AUGUUGUUUUCAGCCCUGUUCUUUCGAGACGACCUGUUCCGUGCCCUCAAGAAUAACUUCACAACCUUCGGUCCCAUAACCCUAAGUUGCCAGCACGAGGACGACGCGCUUGCUCUCACCACGAAGAUAUACAAUCACUAUUUAGGAGACUUGGCCAUCGACGAGCAGCACAGAGAAAAAAUCGUGCAGAUGUAUGGCGACUGGCUCUUCAAAGUGCCGCACGACGUCACGACGCAGCUCCUCGCCCGAGACUCCGGCGCCAAAAUCUAUCGCUACGAGUUGAUGCACAGAGCGAAAUACUCCUUUGGGAACGCCAUGACUGAGUCAGCUGGAAAUGACUGGAUCACUCACGCCGACGACCUUCACUACCUGUUCAGCGGCGGUCCGCUCUUCCCCGCCGCCACAGAAGACCUCAUGGACGCAGACGACGUCAAGCUCAGGGACCUCAUAACUACCCUGUGGACCAACUUCGCUGCUACUGGGAACCCGACGCCGGACGACUCCCUGGGCUUCACGUGGGUGGCGGCGACGGAGAGCAGCUUCCGGCACCUCGCCCUCAAGCUCCCGCCCGCGAUGGAGGACGACCAGCGCCAGGAGGUUUGCCAAUUCCUCUCUUCGCUGCCAUCCAGAGUAAACAAGUUGCUACGACCUGAAGGCAGCUUUGCAGAACUCGCGCAGGAAGAAAUGUGACGUCAUCAGCUGCGCCACCAUCGCUUCAUGCACAAAAUUGUCCCAAAGUUGUGAUAAUGUAUACAGUAACGAUCUAACUUAAAAUAAAGUGAAUGGAGGUUAAUACGUUACACUUCCUUUCUGUGGGCUUUGUGGGAUUCCUCUUGCCUAUUCAAAUGACCUGCAACAAAAGCCGAGCUUUAUCUUGACGUCACGGCCACUGAGCCACGGCGGCGACUCCCAAGAUGAGAAAACAUGAAUGGAAUCGCAAGAGCCUGAUCACAUUGCGGUAAAUCCUAGUCGAAAUACACUCGCAGUCGCUGUUGCUAAUGCGUUCUUGCGGGAUAAGCAUUAAAGGUGUUACUAAAGCCUAGAUAGUGCCUAUUCAUUACAUCUCUUGUCAUGAAUGAAUAUGGUCAUGCUCACUGGCCAUGAAUGAAGCGAUGUCUCUUCUCUUUCUUUCUUUAUAGAUCAAGAUCCAUAAUGAAGCAACAAAUAUGCGAAGAAUGUAGAUUAGCGGGAAGGGAGUUUCAAUCUUGCCAAUUCACGCCGCCGCAUCUGCCGAAUCAUUUAUUGAUUAUUGAAAGAUGAGAACCUUUAUAGGUACAUUUCGGACAUCAGUUAAUCUUUAUCUGUGCAAACUCUAAGGCUUAUGUCCUUUGAAAACCUCUUUCGGGCAGACACACACAAAAAAAAC